AUGUCCGACCAAGGCGGGGUUUUUGGCGCUUUUGGUGCGGUGCUUGGCUAUAUCGGAGCAGAGGCAGCCACCGACAUCUGGUUUUCGUCAUUAUUAUGGCCCCAGCGAUCAUUUUCCUACCUCACAUUCCGAUCCAUUCCAACUCUGGCUCUUCUGAUGCCCAUGGGGGGUCCAUUGCACAAAGCCGCUCUGGGCACCUUCGAUAUCGCGAACACCCGAGGCCUAUUGAAGGGCGCCCACGAAGGCCACAUGCUGGGCACUUCGUUUUUUGAACAAACAGACUGGACCUACACCAUUCCCGGUGCUGCUAGCUCCGAGCCCCGCGCAGCCCGUAAUUGUAUGUGGGCACGAGCUCUUCAGUACAUGCCUCUGCCCACCGAAAAGGCUGCAUCGCUAGCAGGACUAUCCCCUUCAGCCACGAGCGAUGCCAUCGAGAAAGGCAUCCUUCCCCCACCCACUGACAAUUCCCGGAUCCUCUUACGAGCAAAAGUCGCCGUCUAUCACCUCAUCUUCACUCCAGCAACGGCUGAAGAUAGAGCCUCGCAGAUGCCGUUUGUGCGCGAGAACUGCGGCCGACCAGGCCCGCAUAUUUAUAUAAGCAUAUUGAUCGCCGAGUUGUCCGGCAUCAUUCUCUUUGCCGUCAUCUACGCCAUCGGCCGAUCACUCUGGUGUCUCAUCUGGCUAGCCCCACUGCUCCUCCGCCUCUUGAGCGCCUUCUUCGCCCUCGACCGCGAACCCCUCGUCCCUAUUUCCUCCUCCAUCUCAUCGCCUUCAACCACGCCGACUACCGAAGGCGAAUCGCCUCGUGAUUUUAUUAUGCACUUCUCCCAGUCCCAAGGCGGCGACCUCAUGAUCUUCACAGCUUUACCAGCCCUCGUACAACAGUUCUUCCGACACUACGGCCACCCAGUUCGGAACCGAGCCCGGGAAGUUCUCCAGCUAUGCAUUAUAGCGCUUUUCGCCGCUCUAUUUCCGCUAGGAUUGCUGGCCUCGACUCUCUGGAUGCCGCCUCUGGUCCAGUACGCGUGGACCUGCUACCAGCUGUACAUUGUCAUGACGAUGCAUAUCGUGCGCUACACGUCUUUUGGAAGGCAAACGAGCACGGAAUCUAAAAUCGCUGACUAUCUGGUAGACCAGCCGGCAAUUCUUUUUGGGGAGAAGAGGCAUGGGGCUGAGACGGUGAAAGUUAGCCUUAUUGCGACGUAUCAUGCGCGGCAUCAGGAGGGGAGGGAUUGUUUGGAGCGGUUGGUGAGGCGGUAG
Messenger RNA from Penicillium verhagenii, 1260 nucleotides. RefSeq lists its product as uncharacterized. Lineage: Eukaryota; Fungi; Ascomycota; Eurotiomycetes; Eurotiales; Aspergillaceae. The coding region runs from base 1 to 1260 and encodes 419 amino acids. The transcript has a single exon. The record is from RefSeq and is a predicted model, not a curated record.